UCACAGCAACAAAGAGCUCGCGGAGCGGAGAGCGGCGGCCACAGCUCGCCAGGGAAGCCCCGCGUCAGCUCCGGGAGCUGCGCGGCAGACUGAGGAAGCGCGCGGGGCGUCUGAGGGCGGUCAGGGAGCGGAAGAUGUCCAGGAAGAGAAAGCCCCGCAGCCUUAAGGAAGAGCCACCAGACAGUCCCUUUGAGGAACAGGACUUUGGUGAGCCAAGGGCAUAUGAUGCAGAUUUCAAGGGGCCUAUUGCCGACAGGAAUUGUACAGAUGUCCUGUGCUGCCUGGUCUUCCUACUGUUUAUUUUUGGCUACAUUCUUUUAGGACUUGUGGCCUGGGUACAUGGCGACCCCAGGAGAGUGGCCUAUCCUACAGACAGCCAGGGUCACUUUUGUGGACAGAAGGGCACCCCCAAUGAGAACAAGACCAUUUUGUUUUACUUUAACCUGUUCAGCUGUACCAGUCCCUCUGUGAUGAUAAACCUACAGUGCCCUACCACACAGAUCUGUGUCUCCAAGUGCCCAGAAAAAUUUUUGACCUAUGUGGAAAUGCAAAUUUUGUACAAAAGAGACAAAAGCUACUGGGAAUACUAUAGUCAGUUCUGCAAGCCCACUGCUAAGCCUGUGAAGACUCUCCCAGAAAUCUUAUUGGAUAAUGAUUGUCCAACAGCAAUUUUUCCAGGCAAACCUUUUCUUCAGAGAUGUUUCCCUGACUUCUCUACUAAGAAUGGCACUUUAACAGUAGGAAGCAGAACGCUGUUUGAAGAUGGAAACGGGAAGACGAGAAAUGUUAUAGAACUCAGGGAGGCUGCAAACGGUAUCAAUAAAAUCCUUGAUGCAAGAUCAGUUGGAUUGAAAGUGUUUGAAGACUAUGCAACAACUUGGCAUUGGAUUCUCAUUGGCCUGACUAUCGCAAUGGUGCUUAGCUGGAUGUUCUUGAUACUCAUGAGGUUUAUAGCUGGAUUCCUCUUCUGGUUCUUCAUGUUUGGUGUGCUUGGAAUUAUAGGAUACGGAAUAUGGUACUGUUACCAGGAAUACAGCAAUCUUCAGGAACACCCAGGUUCUACAUUAACUAUAUAUGACAUCGGGAUUCAGACUAAUAUAAACAUGUACUUUCAUUUGAAGCAAACAUGGUUCAUAUUGAUGGUAUUACUAUGCAUCACUGAAGUGACUAUCACCCUCAUGCUGAUCUUCCUCAGGAAACAAAUCCGCGUUGCCAUCAUCUUGGUGAAGGAAGGGAGCAGAGCCAUUGGAUGCAUUCCUGGUACAUUACUUUAUCCAGUUCUAACUUUCAUUUUGCUCUCAAUCUGUAUUUCCUACUGGGCUGUGACUGCAGUUUUCUUGGCUACAUCGGGGAUACCUGUAUACAGAGUCGUAACCCCACAGGGGCAAUGUAUACAUGAAAAUAAAACCUGUGACCCAGAGACUUUUAAUACAACCGAUGUUCCGAAAGUUUGCCCUGGGGCUUUGUGUAACUUUGCUUUCUAUGGUGGAAAAAGUCUGUACCAUCAAUACAUCUCUACCUUCCAUGUGUACAAUCUAUUUGUCUUUCUCUGGCUUAUAAAUUUUGUCAUUGCAUUGGGUCAGUGUGCCCUUUCUGGUGCCUUUGCUACUUAUUACUGGACCGUGAAUAAACCUGAUGACAUCCCACCACAUCCACUUUUUACUGCAUUUGGACGAGCCAUACGAUAUCACACAGGAUCCCUAGCAUUUGGAUCUUUAAUUAUUGCAUUAAUUCAGUUGUUUAGAAUUGUCCUACAAUACAUGGACAGGCAUCUUAAAAAUGCUCAGAAUAGCAUUUCAAGAUUCUUACAAUGCUGCCUAAAAUGCUGUUUCUGGUGUUUGGAAAAUGUGGUAAAAUUUUUAAACAAAAAUGCCUAUAUUAUGAUCGCAGUGUAUGGUGAAAACUUCUGCACAUCAGCAAGAGAUGCUUUCAAUUUGUUGAUGAGAAACAUUGUAAAAGUUGCAGUGACAGAUGAAGUUACAUUCUUUAUAUUAAUCCUGGGGAAAAUUCUAGUCUGUGGGAUAAUAGGUGUCCUGGCCUUCUUACUCUUCACAGAAAGAAUGCCAACACUUGUGGAAGGGCCAACUUCCUUAAAUUACUACUGGGUACCUUUGCUGACUGUCAUUUUUGGAUCUUACCUAAUUGCACAUGGGUUCUUCAGCGUCUAUGCAAUGUGUGUUGAAACAAUUUUCAUCUGCUUCUUGGAAGAUUUAGAAAGAAACGAUGGUUCUGCUGCAAGACCUUAUUUCGUGGCUCAAUCUCUGCUGAAGAUUUUGACGGAGGACAGUAUACACAAUAAGGGCCGGUAGAAGAGCAAACUGGUCAUCCUCCAGCGGUCUGUUACCUUUCCCUACCUGCCGUGUCUGCACCACUCGUUUUAUAAGUGCUUUUGUGUUCAGCGACACUGUAUUCACGACCUUGUUGGCUUGCAUUUGCAUGUUUUAUACCAAAGCUUAUAUUGUAAUAUGCGAAGCCAUCAGAAGUCGCAAGGGAAUUGUUAAUAACAUGGAACAUUUUUAUACUGAGAUCUUUUGUUUUGUAAUUCAUUUUUAAAUAGAGUGGCUUGGAUGUUUUGAAAAUACCUGUUGAAUAUGUUCGUAUUCUUUUGAAUAUUAGAUUGAAAAAUUAUGCAUUAUUUAAAUUGAUAGCUCCUAAUAUAUUUUUUAAAUUACAACUAAAAGACUUCUUCUGCAGGGAAAAUUGGUAAACAACGUGAAAGAAAAAUUUUUAAAGCUUUCCCCACUCCUGUUUGAGAAUAAACCAGUAAAAAGACCGCCUGCUCCAGACUUUGCUAAGUAUAGAAUGUUUCCUAUUAAACAAAUUGCCAAUCAUCCAGCCUUUACUACUUCAUCCUCUGACAAAGUGCCUUACUGGCUGUUUAAUAUUACCCAGCUUUUGUGGGCAAGUUUACAAACAUUGUUUAAAAAAAUUAAAACCUGCAACAUUCAAUGAUUAAAACAAGUCUUCUUGCAUUUGUUUUCCUCUUAGCUCACUGAUUGGAAACCAUUUGUCAUUUCAGUGUGUUUGAUAUCCUCACUAUUAGAGUAUAUCAUGCAGUAUAAACAAUUUCCCUUGCGUCUAGUGGACAUUCACGAAUGUGUACUAUACGCAAGAACAACAACAACAACAAAAAAAAACCUGAAAGGACACUUGUUAGGUUUGGGUGUUUUUUUUUUUUUUUUUUUUAAUAAAGAGAAGUUUAAAAUGUAAUCUUUUCUAUAGUUGACCUAUGAAAAUACAAUAAGACCACAUUUCUUGGUGUUUUACAGAUUGGAAAGGGAAACUUCUAGGAAUUACAAAGGGAAACUACCCCUCAAGAGGGUGCUCACAGAUGUCAUGUCCUGAACAGCUUCAUAGUAAAUUAUUGUUUAUUUUCAUUAAAGCCUGUUCUAUAUAUGUUGUUUCAUUUUUGGACUUUUGCUAUAAAAUAAUCAAUUUACUUAUAAUAUGUUAAUUUUAUUGUGUGAAUAUAAACAGGAACAUGAUUUCUAACUCAAUUUACAGUAAUUUUACUAGUACUACUACUUAAAGAAAAUUAAUUCAGUCUGUUACUUAUUGUUAAAGAAAGAGUUCACAAAAGUGUUUGCCCUAAAGAAUGUCAGUCCCAUAAUGAGAAUUGUGAAAGCUUUGAGAAUCAAUCACAAUAAGUUACUAUCACUUUAUCUAUUAUCACAUUUUUUAAAUGUGACUUUAGAAACUUGUAUGCCAAAAAUAAACUCAUGUGAGCACUUGACAGUCUGAGCUCUAUAACUGGAGUGCUUCUGCUGUGCAGAAAUAUUAAGAACAUAUUGUCUAAAUAUCUUUGAUAAC
Lepus europaeus (European hare) is the source of this 3810-nucleotide messenger RNA. RefSeq names its product solute carrier family 44 member 5 (gene SLC44A5). Gene Ontology annotation, biological process: transmembrane transport. The record is from RefSeq and is a predicted model, not a curated record. The transcript has 23 exons. Gene Ontology annotation, cellular component: membrane. Gene Ontology annotation, molecular function: transmembrane transporter activity. NCBI's taxonomy places the organism in Eukaryota, Metazoa, Chordata, Mammalia, Lagomorpha, Leporidae. The coding region runs from base 135 to 2309 and encodes 724 amino acids.